CUAGCAACUACAAGAGAACACACAACGCACACAAAAAAGACUCAACACUACACAUGCGCACUUAUUUUGAAUAAUUUCAUAUUCUAUCCUGCAAUAGCCUCUUCUUCUCCAGCUGGGAAAUGGCAGUGAAUGUAUACUCCACAUCAAUGACCAAUGAAAAUCUUAGCAGACAUGACUUGCUUGCUUGGGUCAAUGAUUCUCUGCAGCUCAGUUACAAUAAAGUCGAGCAGCUUUGCUCAGGCAUAGCAUAUUGCCAGUUUAUGGACAUGCUGUUCCCUGGGUGUAUCCUCUUAAAGAAAGUGAAGUUCCAGGCCAAACUGGAGCAUGAGUUUAUCCACAACUUUAAAGUGCUACAAGCAGCAUUCAAGAGGAUGAAUGUCGAUAAGAUCAUCCCUGUUGAAAGACUGGUGAAAGGAAAGUUUCAGGACAACUUUGAGUUUGUUCAGUGGUUUAAGAAAUUCUUUGAAGCAAACUACGAUGGAAAAGAGUACGACCCCUAUGCAGCAAGGCAAGGCCAGGAGAUUACACCUUCAUCCAAUCCAGGUCCUCAAAGGACGUCACCAACUGUGCCUAAAACCAUGCCAACUCCUCAGCGGCCACCUAACACUGCCCCUACAGGUGUAAGACGGAACACACCUACGUUACGGAAUGGAGGAGGUGAUGCGGAGGUUAUGGAACUUAACCAGCAGCUAAUCGACCUAAAGCUGACAGUGGAUGGCCUGGAGAAGGAGAGAGAUUUUUAUUUCGCAAAACUCCGUGACAUUGAGCUCAUCUGCCAGGAGAAUGAGAGUGAGAACAACCAAGUGCUUGCAAAGAUUAUUGGUGUCCUUUAUGCUACUGAGGAUGGUUUUGCUCCCCCAGAAGAUGAUGAAAGUAAUGAGCAGUCUCAAGACCAGGAAGAGUACUAAACUCCAAUCAUCCCCCACCCCCCGUAUUACACAUCUCAUUCUGUUUUUGUCCAACUCUUUUCCAUAGUUCUUUUAAUUUGAUCUUUCUGGCCUUUACUCUACAUUUAUUCUUUUCUGUCUUUUUUGUUAUGUUUUAUUCAUCACUUGCCAGUUAUCAACAGCACCUGUAACACAUAAGUGUAAUGUGUUACUUGUAUAAACAGAGGAAAUUUUAGCUAAAAUGAUAACUGGUAAAGUAGAACUAUUAGUAUGCUAUAUUUUGGACUAUAUACUAUAGAGGUAAAAAAUGGUCUGCAGUUGAUAGAAAGCAUUAAGCCACUUUAGAAAGCGCUCUGCUACUUUACUAAACUAAUUCAAAGCAUUUAGCAACUGUAUGCAAAAUUUUUAGAUGCCUGUUUAUAUGUCUUUUUUUAGUUUUUGGCUGUAUGUUUUAGUAUACAGUGCAAUAUUUUCUACUUUUGCUAAUUUGCCACAUUUAAGUGUUUCAAGUGUGUCUAGUAAAUAUCAAUUGUCAAUUUGGUUAAGUAGUUGAUUUAUUAGCUAAGGGUCCAACUACUUCACAUGGGUGAUGUAGAUUUUGAAUAAAUAUUUAUCUUCCAUAAAUGGAAUGAUCUUUUAAAAGCUGCAAAUUAUAUGUAUCUUAUAUUUAAAUUUGUUGGAAGAUCUGAAACAUUCGAAUGUGACAAAUUAGCAAAAAUGGAAGGUUGCAGACACUGCAGCACUGUAGGAACUUAUUCAGAGGUGUACAUCUGUAAUCAGGGAGUCUACAUGACUGAAUUUUACUGUAGUAUAAACAAAUGUAGAUUCCAAAUGUAGUUCUUUUCCUAUGUUGUACAAAGUCGACUAUAUUGAAUUAACAUUGAGAACCUUCAAGUGCUAACAUUUUGAAGGUGCAUUUAGAAUCACAGUAGACCAAUAUGUGAGUUGUGUUUAAUUAUCAAGUUAAGAUAUAUUGUGCGUACUUAAUGAGAAUAAUUUAUUUAUGAAGGAUAUUACAAAAUAAGCUUGUACUAUGAUGGCUCAUUGUAAAAAAAUACGAAUAAAACAGAAUGAACAUACCAGGCCACUAUUACUUAUAGUUAUUUGCUGCUGAAUGGAACUGACUGAAUUAUAACACUCAGAUGUUAGCUGCUAAGUCAGUGUUGCAUUUUUUAUGUUGCACAGCAUUGAAUGCCAGUAAUAUUGGUAUUGAUUGACAGGAUCUGUCUGUACAUUUUAUCUUCAUUUAUUUGGACUUUUACUGUGUAAAAUAAAGGGUAUU
Trichomycterus rosablanca is the source of this 2169-nucleotide messenger RNA. It is a transcript of the gene mapre3b, whose product is annotated as microtubule-associated protein, RP/EB family, member 3b. Gene Ontology annotation, cellular component: spindle midzone; microtubule organizing center; microtubule plus-end. The record is from RefSeq and is a predicted model, not a curated record. The coding region runs from base 120 to 908 and encodes 262 amino acids. The transcript has 7 exons. Gene Ontology annotation, biological process: spindle assembly; protein localization to microtubule; regulation of microtubule polymerization or depolymerization. Gene Ontology annotation, molecular function: microtubule plus-end binding. Lineage: Eukaryota; Metazoa; Chordata; Actinopteri; Siluriformes; Trichomycteridae.